AUGCCGAGGCAUAUGAAGCUGCUCGUGACGUCUGCGAGUGUCAAACGUACCUUGCUUUUAAGUCUUGACACUGGGCAGGGAAGAUCGGUCGACCGGCGAUACCUUGGCAAGUUAUUAGCCCCAGGAACUCUUGGGAAAAUGGGGCUUUCAGCUGCUGGGAACCACCUUUACUUUGUAGAGAAGAGAGCUUGCAGUGUGCGCUGCAUCGCGCUGAUCCGAGCUCCCGCGCGGGUCCCGAAACCUGAAAGGCUUUCUCGCUCUACGGAAUACCUAUGCUGA
Molecule: messenger RNA, 279 nt
Organism: Colletotrichum abscissum
Lineage: Eukaryota; Fungi; Ascomycota; Sordariomycetes; Glomerellales; Glomerellaceae
Exons: 1
Coding region: 1-279 (92 amino acids)
Source: RefSeq, a predicted model, not a curated record